Phycomyces blakesleeanus NRRL 1555(-) is the source of this 690-nucleotide messenger RNA. RefSeq lists its product as hypothetical. The record is from RefSeq and is a predicted model, not a curated record. Gene Ontology annotation, cellular component: nucleus. Gene Ontology annotation, biological process: transcription elongation by RNA polymerase I; transcription elongation by RNA polymerase II; regulation of mRNA 3'-end processing. Lineage: Eukaryota; Fungi; Mucoromycota; Mucoromycetes; Mucorales; Phycomycetaceae. Gene Ontology annotation, molecular function: RNA polymerase II transcription regulatory region sequence-specific DNA binding. Bases 13 to 522 code for a protein of 169 amino acids. The transcript has a single exon.
GGAAGGGUGAACAUGCCCCAGGUUGCUGAAUUUGAGGCAGUGGCGCGCCAGGUAGGAGGGCGUCCUCUCAGUGAUGCCGAAUGGGCUGAUGUGCUCUCUCCUACCAUGUGGAUCGAGGGGCGGAUACCACAGGACAGAGUGACGACCUAUGUGUCCCAAACACAAUAUUCGUCUAGCCGAGAAAUCAUAUUACUUGAAAUUGAACCUUCAACAUUACUGCCUGAUGCAGCUAAAGAAGCCAAAGAUUCCAAUCUUAGGCAGUCGGAUACACUCUUGAAAUACUUUAAUUCUCGGCAACGGUACGGUGUAGUAGGACACAACAAAACAAAGGUCAAGGACUUUUACCUUAUUCCUCUUUAUAAAACGAAUGAUAUUCCCGAUUGUCUUUACGUUGUCCGAAUUGAAGAAUCCAAGCGUGAUUGCGAUCUAUUUCUUGGAGUUCUUGUUCUUACUAAACAAUUAGAGCAGCGGCCGUUACCUAUCCCAGUAGCUUACCAAAACCACCCUCCUUAUGAACCCUAAGGAUGUUAUAUUUCUCCAUUCCACAUACUCCUUCCUUUUUCCAUCUCCUCAUCUUUUUUUUUAUUCUUCCUACUCUUCCUAAUAUUCCUCCCCCUCCCUCCCCUUAACUCGCGUAGUAGUAAUAACUGUUAUUUCUUAAAGACCAAUAAACUUGUUCAUUCGAUAAUC